Suillus paluster is the source of this 1554-nucleotide messenger RNA. RefSeq names its product permease for cytosine/purines, uracil, thiamine, allantoin-domain-containing protein. The record is from RefSeq and is a predicted model, not a curated record. Gene Ontology annotation, molecular function: transmembrane transporter activity. The coding region runs from base 1 to 1554 and encodes 517 amino acids. Gene Ontology annotation, cellular component: plasma membrane; fungal-type vacuole membrane. The transcript is spliced from 10 exons. Lineage: Eukaryota; Fungi; Basidiomycota; Agaricomycetes; Boletales; Suillaceae. Gene Ontology annotation, biological process: transmembrane transport.
AUGUCUACUCCUCCGGACUACUACCAAGAGGAUAAGGAGAAAGCCCUCGGGUCGGUUGAAGAUGAAGUCGUGGACGCCGAGGCAGCACCAGAACGUGUGAUCCCAAGUCGUUUCGGUACACUCGGUCCAGUUCUCUCGAAACUCUUUGCUAGCGGUGUCGAGGCCCGUGGAGUAGAGCGCGUGCCAGAAGACCAGAGAGAAUCGAAGAAUGCAUGGAACAACCUUCUCAUGUGGUGGUCCGUUAACGCGGUGUUGACGACCAUUCCUAUCGGCGUUCUCGCACAGUCUGCUUUCACUCUGAGUUUUGGUAACGCUGUAGCAACUAUCCUCUGCUUCGGAGCUCUCGGAGGCGUCGCAACAGCGUUCAUCGCCACCCUCGGCCCCAUAACGGGCCUCCGCACAAUGAUCAUCACCCGUUUCAGCUCAGGGUACUUCGGCGGAACCAUCUAUUCGAUCCUCAACAUCCUCACCCAGCUCGGCUUUUCCACAACAGCAGUCAUCCUCGGAGGUCAAACGCUCGCCAACAUCAACCCUGGCACCCUUCCUCUCGUCGUUGGCAUCAUUAUCAUCGGCGUGUGCUGCCUCAUUCCGUGCUUUAUCGGAUAUGAUAUGGUACACGUUUACGAGCGCUAUGCAUGGAUCGUCACCAGUGUCAUCAUGCUCUUCCUCUGGGGUCUUGGCGGUAAAGCCGGAUACGACAUUAACGCGCAAAAACCGUUCGAGGAUACAGGACGCGCUCUCUCGGCUGAUAUUCUCAGCUUUGGAGGAAUCGUAUUCGGCUCGUUCUCAGGGUGGGCUCCGGUUGCAGCUGAUUAUAAUUGCCGACUACCGGCUGAUACACCGCCCAUGCGCGUAUUCCUGCUCACGUUUCUUGGCCUCUUCAUCCCGAUCUGCUUCGUCGAGAUCCUUGGCGCAGCUCUCAUGACAAUCACCGAUCCUGCGUAUAUCGCAGCCUACGCAGACGGCUCUACAGGUGGUCUCAUCGCACAAGUUCUUUCACCAUGGGGCCACUUUGGCCAAUUCAUUCUUGUACUACUCGCACUUUCCGUCAUUGCAAACAACAUCCCUAACACCUAUUCCACCGGUCUAUCCAUCCAAGCCCUGGGACGCCCAUUCGCCAUGGUUCCGCGCUUCUUCUGGGUUUUCCUCGCUUUUGUCAUAUAUACCGUAGCAGGUGUUGCUGGGCGCGAGCAUUUCAGCGCCAUCCUUUCCAAUUUCCUUAGUAUUCUGAGUUACUGGACUGCGUUCUUUAUCGUUAUCGUUGCCGAGGAACACUUUAUCUUCAGGCGGAAAAACGGGCCGCUUGGAGGGUAUAACUUGGAUGAUUAUGAUACACCGUCGAAGUUGCCGCUGGGCGUAGCUGGUAUACUUGCAUGGUGCUUUGGUGUCACAGGUGCUGUCGUCGGGAUGUCAGAGGUAUGGUAUACUGGUCCGCUUGGGAAGAUGGCAGGAGCGACGUACGGUGCUGAUCUCGGGUUCGAGCUCGCAGCUGCUUUCUCGGCUGUUACUUACCCUCCGUUGCGUGCGCUUGAGAUUAAGCUUACUGGACGAUGA